UGGUCAGCUGUUGUGAGCCGAGACCACGGGGAGGAAAAGCAGAUAUUCCACGUAACGGCCCGAGCGGCGGUGACUUCCCGGCAAAGCCCGUGGAGAUUUCGUGAUUUUUACUGUGCCACGUUGACCUCCACGGAGACAGCAAAGAAGCUGGUCGCUGAGAAAAAAAAAACAAGCAAUAGAGAUCGGCUUUGUUUUGCGCCAGGAAGGGAAAGAAAAUGGAGCUGGAGGACGGAAUGGUGUACCAGGACGACCCGGGCACGUCGGCGAUCAUGUCGGAGCGCGUGUCGGGCCUGGCCAGCUCCAUCUACCGCGAGUUUGAGCGCCUCAUCGGCAAAUACGACGAGGACGUGGUUAAGGAGCUGAUGCCGCUCGUCGUGGCCGUGCUCGAGAACCUGGACUCGGUGUUCGCUGAGAAUCAGGAGCACGAAGUGGAACUGGAACUGCUUAAAGAGGACAACGAGCAGCUCAUCACGCAGUACGAGCGCGAGAAGGCGCUCAGGAAGCACGCCGAGGAGAAAUUUAUCGAGUUUGAGGACUCUCAAGAGCAGGAGAAAAAGGACCUGCAAAACCACAUGGAGAAGAUGAACUCACAUUCACGCCAGCUGGAGCUAAAACUCAAGAACUUUGCUGAUCAAAUAAGCCGUUUGGAGGAGCGGGAGGCUGAACUCAAAAAAGAGUACAAUUCUCUUCAUCAGAGACACACAGAGAUGAUUCAUAACUACAUGGAACAUGUAGAGCGCAUUAAAAUCCUGCAGAUAACCGGAGGAGAGGCCUCAGAUACUGGGACUCUGGGCAGGGUCAGAAAAGAGCGACCUCUUUCUCUGGGCAUCUUUCCCAUGUCUGGUGGUGGUGGGAACAACUCGCAGAUACCUGAUUUUCUAGGUCGAGCGGAGACUCCAGGGACAGAGGGAUGGAGGUUCACUGAUCUCAGCCAGCAUCGAUCGAAUACCAGUCUCAAGCAGCUGGAGGCGGAGGAUCCUCCAAAGAAAAGCGAAUGUAAUAGUGCACAGGAGGCUUGGGGGAAUAUGCUGGCAGACGACUGUAAGGAUGAGCUGUUAGGCUCCAAUUCAGCCACACCUAUGUCCACCACAGCCUCAGAGCCAGGGCUGGACUGUCAGAGGGAAGAUGGUGAUGGUUCCAGCAGGUGUGCUGAGGUGCAGGCUGCUCCAGGGACUCGUUCCAUCUCAACAGGUUUGGCAGAGAAUGAGGACAAGUCUGAUGUGCAAGCUAUUAUCGAGUCAACCCCAGAGCUCCAUCUGGACCUCAGUGGCUACAAAGGCUCCAGCACCCCGACUAAAGGUAUAGAGAACAAGGCGUUUAACAGGAACACAGACUCUCUAUUUGAGGAGCUGUCGAGUGCAGGCUCUGGUCUCAUUGGGGAUGUGGAUGAAGGUGCUGAUCUCCUGGUGGAGUACUCUGACCUGAGUUUGCUUGGAAUGGGUCGAGAAGUGGAGAAUCUCAUUUUGGAAAACACACAGCUGCUGGAAACGAAAAAUGCACUGAAUGUGGUAAAGAAUGACCUGAUCGUCCAAGUGGAUGAGCUUACAUCUGAGAAGGAAGUUCUUCAAGGAGAGCUCAACACACUUCUGCAGACGAAGGCCAAAUUGGAGGAGAAGAACAAAGAGUUUGAGGAAGAGCUCAAGAAAGUUCGGGCUGAAAUGGAGAGUGCCAAAUUGAAUAACAAAGAGGAAGAUGAUAGUGAUGUACCCACAGCUCAAAGGCGUCGGUUCACCAGGGUAGAGAUGGCACGUGUGCUGAUGGAAAGGAACCAGUAUAAAGAAAGGUUGAUGGAACUCCAGGAGGCUGUCAGGUGGACAGAAAUGAUCCGUGCUUCCAGGGAAAACCCUACUCUUGCAGAAAAGAAGAAGUCCAGCAUCUGGCAAUUCUUUAGCCGGCUGUUCAGUCCCUCGUCCGCCAGCAGCAGCAGCAGCAGCAGCACCAGCAGCAGUGCAGUAAAGCCUCCUCCUUCUAAUGUCAAGUACAACCCACCCAGUGCCAUGAGGAAGAGCAGCACCUUUUCCCAGUUCCCCACUGAGCGUUCCAAAGCCUUUGACUUUCUCAAAGAUGAAGUGGACUUAUGCAGUUCUCCAUCACGUAGAGAGCAGAAAAAGGCUCAGUACAGGCAGGUCAAAGCUCACGUACAGAAGGAGGAUGGGCGGAUGGCAGCUGACGGCUGGAGUCUGCCUAGUAAAUACAAGGAAGCAAAUGGAAGGCAAACAGAAAAUAAGAUGAACUUGCCGGUGCCUGUGUACUUGAGACCGCUGGAUCAGAAAGAUUCUUCAAUGAAGCUGUGGUGUGCAGCUGGUGUGAACCUUGCAGGUGGGAAGCCACAUGAGACAGGCUCAGGUGUAUGUGUUAAUGACUCUGGAGCUGAUGGAGAGACCUCCAGACCAAGGAAUGGCUCUCAAAGCAGCCUGGAUCAACAGGAGCAGCACCACAAGGAGCAGGAACGAGAGGUGUCGCAGAUGGACAUGUCCAGCCGUGUUUGGAUUUGCACCAGUGCACAAUCCUCCACUAAGGUUAUCAUCCUGGACACCACGCAGCCCUCUGCACUGCUGGAUAGCUUCUACGUCUGCAACUCCCAUGUGCUGUGCAUUUCCAGCGUGCCAGGUGUACUUGAGACAGACUUUCCUGCUGGAGAAGAAGUUCCUCAGGAUUCAGAGGCAAGACUUGAAGCUUCACUGACAGGUAGUUUGGCCAGUAACAGCUCACAUGGCAGUGAGGGAGCUCUAAGUGGCAUCUCAGCUGUUGGCUGUACAGCAGAAGGGGCAGGGUCUGGAGCUCAGACAGGUGGCUCAGGAACCAAUGAGCUUUCGGCAGACCUCAGUCCUGUAAGAGGUAGAGUGGAGUUGUCUAGGGAACCCAGUCCCAGUGAAGACGGCGUUCCCACAGCAGAGGAAGCCACUGAGGCUACUGAGGAAGAGGAGGAGGCAUCGGGUACAGACACCAGCCAGCCUGGCAUUUACACUGAGCAUGUAUUCACAGAUCCACUGGGAGCGCAGCCCACUGAGAGCUCAACAGCCACAGACAGUGUGCGGGAGUCAGGUCAAGAGAAUGAUGGAGCAGCUUCUCCAGGCAACGAGCAGGACAAAAUCAUGCAAGACACUCAGAGGAUGAGUAGCACCCUGCCUACCAUGUGGCUGGGAGCUCAGAAUGGCUGCCUGUAUGUGCACUCAUCUGUGGCCCGGUGGAGAAAGUGUCUCCAUGCAGUAAAGCUGAAAGACUCCAUUCUUAAUAUUGUCCAUGUUAAAGGAAGAGUGCUUGUAGCUCUUGCUGAUGGUACUCUUGCCAUCUUCCACAGAGGCCUAGAUAGCCAGUGGGACUUAACCAACUAUCAUCUGUUGGACCUGGGCCGGCCGCACCACUCCAUCCGCUGUAUGUCAGUAGUACAUGAUAAAGUGUGGUGUGGCUACAGGAACAAGAUCUAUAUUGUCCAUCCCAAAGCAAUGAAGAUUGAGAAGUCAUUUGACGCUCAUCCUCGUAAAGAGAGUCAGGUGCGUCAGUUGGCCUGGGUGGGUGAUGGGAUCUGGGUCUCCAUCCGGUUGGACUCCACCCUGCGUCUAUUCCAUGCGCACACCUUCCAGCAUCUCCAAGACGUGGACAUUGAGCCAUAUGUCAGCAAGAUGCUGGGCACAGGUAAACUGGGCUUCUCUUUUGUGAGAAUCACAGCGCUCAUGGUAUCCUGUAAGCGGCUCUGGGUCGGGACAGGAAACGGUGUCAUCAUUUCUAUCCCUUUAUCAGAAUCUGUGGGUCUGCAGCAUGGAGUUCUCAGGCUAAGGGCUAACAGGAGUGUUGGUGCGAUAGCGAGCCGGCCCGGUGGUGCAGUACGUGUCUUUGGGGAUGAGAGUGCGGACGGUGGGACGGUGGGCUCGUAUGUUCCUUACUGCUCUAUGGCUCAUGCUCAACUUUGCUUCCAUGGUCACAAAGAUGCAGUCAAGUUCUUUGCUGCGGUGCCAGGUCAAUGUGUUCCUCCAGCAGCAGCAGCAGCACCUAACAGCAUACCUGAAGACUCACACUCUCCUUCCUCAGACAGUCCUUCACGACAGCAGCUUCCGAAAUUCAUGCUGGUCAUGAGUGGGGGGGAGGGAUACAUCGACUUCAGGAUGGGUGACGAAGAUAGAGAAGUAGUAGCCGAGGAACCACUAGAACCCACCCUGCAGCUGCAGUCUGCUCCCACCACCAGCGAUCGCAGCCACAUCAUAGUCUGGCAGGUUGCCAUCAAUGACGAGUGAGCGGCCAAUCACUGCCUCAGGUUCAACAGAGAACUCCGCCCUCUCAAAGCCACCCUGUGGCCUGCUGUUACAUUUUUUUUAUCACAAAAAUUACUAGAAUUGUGAUUCCCAUGAUUAUUAUUAGAAGACGUACAGCAACCGAGUUCAUAGGUGAUGCUUUUGUUUUUGUGAUUUUUUUUUCUUGAUGUUUUAUUACUUUCUAUUUUCAUCCAUGCCAAGGCAUAAAGUCAAAGGGAAUCUAGAAAAUAAGGGAUAAGAGAAGAAGUAAAUUCAUCCAUCCAGGACUGUACAGUUUUAGUGACUUUAGUACUGAAGCACAGAGAACAGUUAAAGAAAACACAUGCUUUGAGUUUACACCAUGACUAAUCAUAUAAUUGCACAUAUAUAAGUCCCCCUGUUCAAGUUAUUUGUUUGUCUCAAUAGGAAAAAGACAGAGACAAAGGCUACAACUGUGACACUACAACUGGUGUCGCAGUAAAAUCGUUUGAGCAACAGAAAGCUAUUUUUGCUAUCCGUUUGGCAUGCGUUCUGUUCGCAGAACAGUCUCAGAACUGUAAAGGCAUGGUCUGUCUUGUCGUGUGUGAUGUAUGUGUGUGUGUAUGUGUUAGUAAGAAUGAAGUAGUCAAGUGUGUUGUAAAAGCCCUAGCACUACAUUCUGCCUCAUGUGGUAGCACAGUACGCUAGAGCUUGCUGGCACUUUAAAAUAGUGACCAACAUUAUUAGAUCUAAACUUGGAUCUAUCCUUAUUCUAAAUACACUUUUUUUUUCUCCCAAAAAGGGGCUAGCCUGUUACCAAAGGAAAAACUGUAGACAUAACAGCCUCUAAUUAUUUGCAUUCCAUUUAAGCUUUUUAUUUUUUGGACUUUCACUACAAAAUGUUCAUAUUUAAGAACAAACUUUUUUAAGGUCUCAUUUCUUGACAGGGAUUUUAUCAGAACCACUUUUCAUCGCACCUUACAUCGUUUGUCUCAUUUAAAAAAAACAAAAAAAACAACGAGUGUUUACACGUCUGGUCUUCGAUGCUGAAACCAGUUUGUUUUUAUUCUUAUCUCUGUGUCAUUUAAAAAAAACAUUUGUCUUUAGUGCGGUCUGUUCAUAUUAAAGCACAGCAGGCCAGUGUUUAACUUACCUUUUUUGUAUUUGAAGGAAAUAAUUAACAGGCAGUCUGUUUUUCUUUGAUUAUUCCACUAAGGGAAUAUUCAUAUUGGUGUUUUGCCAUUCCAGUAUUUAUUUUAUUUUUUUCAUAAUGAAUUUUAUGGUUCCGAAUGUAACUUUAUACAUGCACAUUCUAACAGUUUGUGUAAUAUCAGGCACUCAAAAUGGGUUUACGUGUUGUGUUAUUGCAGACUUUGUGAAGGAAUUGCAUUAUGACUGGUUGAUAAGUGUAACAUCAUGGAUUAGAAUGUGUGGGAUAUACAGAAUACACUCUGUGGAUCUUAAGGAAUUCAGCAUUCAUUGUACUAAGCUAUGCAUGUUUUUUUUAAAAGGACACUGCAAUGUGUUUGUUCAUAUCCCUGAUUAUUGCCACCUUUUUGGGUGGACUAGUAUGUGUGUGUAUGACUGAUGUCGAACCACUUGUGUGUGUGUGUGUGUGUGUGGGUGUGUACGAUUACUUGGUCCCUUAAACGACACAGGAUGUGCUGUGGUUGUCACAGCUUGUCAUUACUGUGUUUUUUUUCCUGUUCAAUGUUUGCUACAACAGCAUCAUAGCUUUAUUUUUAACAAUCUAAUAAAGUCAGUUUCAUGGGAAUUAACCGCA
Messenger RNA from Silurus meridionalis, 5991 nucleotides. It is a transcript of the gene spag9a, whose product is annotated as sperm associated antigen 9a. Bases 216 to 4232 code for a protein of 1338 amino acids. Gene Ontology annotation, cellular component: cytoplasm. Gene Ontology annotation, biological process: vesicle-mediated transport. Gene Ontology annotation, molecular function: kinesin binding; MAP kinase scaffold activity; JUN kinase binding. Lineage: Eukaryota; Metazoa; Chordata; Actinopteri; Siluriformes; Siluridae. The record is from RefSeq and is a predicted model, not a curated record. The transcript is spliced from 33 exons.